Messenger RNA from Homalodisca vitripennis (glassy-winged sharpshooter), 2488 nucleotides. Its product is annotated as tripartite motif-containing protein 45. NCBI's taxonomy places the organism in Eukaryota, Metazoa, Arthropoda, Insecta, Hemiptera, Cicadellidae. Gene Ontology annotation, molecular function: protein binding; ubiquitin-protein transferase activity; zinc ion binding. Gene Ontology annotation, cellular component: nucleoplasm; chromatin. Bases 89 to 1972 code for a protein of 627 amino acids. Gene Ontology annotation, biological process: positive regulation of DNA-templated transcription. The record is from RefSeq and is a predicted model, not a curated record. The transcript is spliced from 12 exons.
AGUACUUACAAGGUCAAACUAUGCUUAACAUAUAAUCUUUAACCUGGCCGAAAUACUUCAUACGAUUGUGUUUUUUUUCACCCUCGGCAUGGAUCAAGUGGCUUACAUCUUUGGAAGUUUCUCAAGGCGAAGGCAGUCUGAAGAACCAAAAGGAGCUCCAAAACGCAGGUCUGUUGAUGUCUCACCCCAAUCCUCCUCUUCGCUACGGAAAACAAGGGUUCAGAUGCUGAUGGAAGAUAGGUCCAUAUUCAACUGUGGUAUCUGUAACCGGCAACUUGUAGAGCCACGAGUACUGCCCUGUCUGCACACAUUCUGCUCAAGGUGCCUGGUUCCUCUCACCAAGUCAGUUUACUCUGGGCCCAGCUCCCAAUCUCAAGCUUCUCUGAGCCAAAUCGACCAAGGCUCUAAGCCUGCAGCCACAGAGACACACGGGGGUGGUAGCCUCAAUGGUUCCGGCUCCGGAGGCUCUGGCUACGGCAGCGAGCCCAGCAGCUGGUCUAGCAGUGAGAACACUGGUCAGAAUGGGCAGCUUCAAGUCGUGGUGUGCCCUACAUGUAAGUCGGAGAACAAGUUGCCAAGCGGAGGUGUAUCAAGCCUACCUAUUAAUUAUGUUCUUCAAAACCGUAUUCUUCUCUCCUUACAACAAGCUGCAACUUGUGACCUGUGUACCACUGACGCUCCUGCUGCGAGCAGAUGCCAGGAUUGUCUGGUCAACUUGUGCGGGUUCUGCAGUGAAGCUCAUAUCAGACAAAGAAUCAGCGCCUUGCACGAGGUUAUCUCCCUCAAUGAUAAUGCAGAUGCAGCAGUCAUCCGUAGACAGGUGAUGUGCGAACAACACCCGAACCGAGAGUUACGUCUCUUCUGUGGGCGUUGUGGAGUGGUAGUCUGCCGGGACUGUUGUGUGUUGCUGCACCGUGGACAUCCCUGUGACACGGCAGCCCGUGCAGCACGUCACUAUGCCACCACUCUGCGGGAUGCUCUUGACAAAACCCGCCCGAUCGCUAAGGAAGCAUCUCUCAAUCUAAAUCGUUUGCAACACUUGGAGCAUCGAAUCAAGAGUCGCUGUGCUGAGGUAGAGACAGAGGUAGACAGGUACGCAGAGUCGUACAAGACAGCCAUUGAAGAGCACCGUGCAGCACUGCGCCGGGAGGUCAACCAGGUGCGCCACAACAAACUGUCAGCCUUGCAUACCCACCAUGAGGAGUUGCGGACACGCUCAGAGCACACCAGUCACGCUGUCAUGUUUGGCCAGGAGCUGUUGGCUGAAGCUUCAGAUAUAGAGCUACUGAGCCUGGUGACACCUAUACUACAGAGGCUGGAAUGGUGCAAUGCUGGAGAGGUGAUUGCUGCCAUCAAAGUGUCAGACUGCCUGCAGUUCCUGCCAGAAGAGAGAGCUGGUGUUAUCAGUGGACAUCCCAUCUAUGGAGUGGUCACCACUCAGGCUGUCUCUGCUUACCACUGUGAGCUGCAGACUGAAGGUUUGCUGAACUGCAGGAUACACAAGAAGGCAGAGUUCACACUGAGUACGUUUGAUUGUGAGAAGCAGCCAGUGUGCCAUGGGGGUACACAAGUGAUAGCAGAACUUCAGUAUCGAGAUGCUGCUCAGAGGCGAGUGGCCGUGCAGGUUGCUGACCAAGGCGAUGGCACUUACAUCCUAUCCUUCACUCCAGACUCUUCAGGGAACAUGAGUCUCAGUGUUACCAUCCAAGGAAAACAUAUACAUGGGAGUCCAUUCAACGUGUCCGUCUCCACACUGAGGCCCCACCCUGGCGUCUAUCACUGCUGCACUUUCUGCUCCAGCAACGGCAGCAAGGAUGCUCUCUGUGGCUGUGGUGGCCGAAUGCCAGGAGGAUACCGUGGCUGUGGACAUGGACACACAGGACACCCUGGCCGCAGGCACUGGUCUUGCUGUGGAAAUUUGCUGCAUAAUUCAGAGUGUAGCCGGAUACCAGACUAUCAAUUCACUCUCUAAUAUUCAAAAGUAUGCAGUUUAGACAGAGUAGAUGUUGAAGUGCCCAAUCAUGAGAUCGGCUAGAACAUUCGGUGACGAAAUGCUAAAAUCCAUCUUAGGCACUUCACAUAAAACCAGUACUUCUUGCACACUGGAAACAUUCUCCCUUUAUUUAUUUCCAUACGAAAGUUUAAGCAUAUUAUUCAAUAAUAAAUUAAUAUAGUUUAUUUUCAAACAUUAAUAUCGUAGGAUUUAUCUUUAUCAAUUUAUUAUUUUAUAAGCUUUAACUGAACAGAAACUGAGGAUGAAAAGUUAUUUCUUGGUAUAAACACAGCUGAACAAAAUUUGUUGCUUUUAUAUACUUUUAGAUUAAUUUAUGUAUGACAUAUGAGAAAAGAGAAGUUGAAUGGUUCAAUAAAAGUGGCACACUAGUUGUUAGCAGUACCUCAUAAAGAGCUAUAGAUGUUAACAAAGGAAAUAUCAUCAAGAAAUGUAUUCAGUGUAAAAUGUGAAGGGAAAUAAAAUCAUGAAAUAUCA